AUGGGAACGAAAUCUCCUAGGCUUUGUAGAUCGACAAAUCCCGCUUCUGAUGGUGGUGGUACUGUUCAGAAACUCGCCGGGAAAAAAAUUUUGGUGGCGGUGUGCGACAGCAGCAGGACACCGAAACAGCUCAAAUCAAUGCAAGAACCUUCUAGAACCGCCACCGGUUACCCGGCCCCACCCUUCAACCACCCUAACGGUGGCCAACCGCCACCGCCAUCCACCACCGCCUACCCCUACGCCGCACCUCCUCCCUACCAGCCCCAUCCUCAGUACUACAAUCCCCAACCCUACCAACAGCGCUACUCCCCUUCCCGCUCCUUCUUCCGCGCCUUCAUCGCCACCAUGAUCUGCCUCGCCGUCGUCUUCGGUGUCGUCCUCAUUAUCACCUGGCUCGUCCUCCGCCCUUCCCUCCCUCACUUCACCAUCACCACCUUCUCCGUCCAGAACUUCUCCACAACCGCACAAACCGUCUCCGCCACGUGGCACCUCACCUUCCUCCUCCGCAACAAUAACCACAAGAUGUCCGUUACCUAUAACGUGCUUCGCCCUUCCCUCUUCUACCACUCUAACUACCUUGCCGACUCGCAGCUACCGCCGUUCAAGCAGGACACCAGGUCCGAGAACACGCUCAACGCAACCUUGGUUGCCGUCGACGCCUACCUCGAGCCACGCGCCGUGACCGAUUUGAACGCCGAGAAGUCGAGUGGCUCCGUUACGUUCGACGUCCAGCUGCUGGCUUCCGCAUCCUUCCGAUCCGGUUCGUGGCGGUUCAGGCCGCGCGUGCUCAAGGUUCUCUGCCGGAAGGUUCCCGUGGGCUUAACGUCGAAAUCCUCCUCCGGUCAGCUUGUCGGCGGAUCCAGGGAGUGCCAGGUGUGGACUUGA
Arachis duranensis is the source of this 885-nucleotide messenger RNA. RefSeq lists its product as uncharacterized. The transcript is spliced from 2 exons. Gene Ontology annotation, cellular component: plasma membrane. Lineage: Eukaryota; Viridiplantae; Streptophyta; Magnoliopsida; Fabales; Fabaceae. The record is from RefSeq and is a predicted model, not a curated record. The coding region runs from base 1 to 885 and encodes 294 amino acids.